This is a messenger RNA of Saprolegnia diclina VS20, 270 nucleotides long. RefSeq lists its product as hypothetical. The transcript has 2 exons. The coding region runs from base 1 to 270 and encodes 89 amino acids. NCBI's taxonomy places the organism in Eukaryota, Oomycota, Saprolegniomycetes, Saprolegniales, Saprolegniaceae. The record is from RefSeq and is a predicted model, not a curated record.
AUGGUCGCCAUCUACCUUGCCUCGUUCGCGGCCGUCUUCGGGAUCGUCGCGGCCGCUGACUGCGCGCCGGGUAACAACAACACUGAGCGCGCGCCCACAGCUCACCUUCAAGUCCUCUCGUACAACGACGUGUACGAGAUGAAGCCCGAAGAGGACGUGACGCAGUAUGGUGUCCUCGUCGGCGGUCCCUCGCGUGUCAUUCCCAUCGCAAAGAAGCUCCGCCAGAACUUUGAAAACAGUUUGGUCAUCUUUGCGGGCGACACCAUAUGA